This is a messenger RNA of Spinacia oleracea (spinach), 1468 nucleotides long. RefSeq names its product transcription repressor OFP5. The record is from RefSeq and is a predicted model, not a curated record. Gene Ontology annotation, biological process: negative regulation of DNA-templated transcription. The transcript has a single exon. The coding region runs from base 157 to 1269 and encodes 370 amino acids. NCBI's taxonomy places the organism in Eukaryota, Viridiplantae, Streptophyta, Magnoliopsida, Caryophyllales, Amaranthaceae.
CCCACACACUUCUCUCUUAACCGUUCCCAACUGCCCUUUCCACCUUUCCCAUUUCUCCCAUUUUCCCUUCUUUACUCUCUCCACAACUUCACAUUCACAGAAAAAUAAAAAUAAAAAGUUUAAACAGAGAGAGAUUUUCUAGAGCUGAUUGUGUAAAUGAUGAACUGGGGAAGGAAGAAACCUUCUUCAGCUUCAGCUUCAGCUUCGUCAUCAUCAUCUUCGUCUCAAUCUCAUUUGAUAUCCCAUAUCUUUCCCCUUUCUUGGCUUUCGAAAUUCAAGCGAGCGAGCGAUAAACCCAGUUCUAGAAAGCAGAAAACUAACCAAAAGGAGAAGCAGCACCAAAACUUACAAAGGGUGAGUCCAUCAACAACACCAAAGCAUCCUAGUUAUUACUUGGAUAGUAGAUUCUACACUCAGGAUAGUGAUGGCUUUUGGAGACUCUCGAUUAAGGAGGAUAAUACGAGAGGGGAUAAUGAGUCCCUUGUAGUUCCACAGAAAUAUUUUGGUAACUCAAAUGUUAAAGAAGUUGCAACAAAGAGGAGGGUCCAAAAGCCUAGAGUUGUCAAGGCUGAGAUUUUACCAGAAAAGGGUAUAACAGCUGCGAAAAAUGAAAGUCUACAAAGGACUUACAGGAGAAUUAUGGAAGUAACAGAAGAAUUACAUAGGGAGUUGGAUGAAGUAAAUGGGUAUCGAAAGUCUGUGGAAAAAGAAUUGUCAGAAUUUGAACUUUUACCUGUAAUGCAGAUGAUGGGAAGGGCUGAUGAAAGGCUGCUUUAUGCAAAUUCUGAUAAAAACCCCAUUUUAGCUUCAACAGACUUGAGUAGCUAUCAUCAUCAUGGAAAUGACAAAAUAUUAGAAUGGCAAAGAUUGAAGGAUGCCAAAAUCAAAGAGGUACUUUCGAAAGGUGAGAAGCAUAGGAAGUCUUUUCAUGUAGGCAGGGGAAACAAUAAGAUCAGAGUUAGCUCUCCCAAGAUGGACACUUGCAAGAUCAAAGCCCUGGAAGAUAUGAAAAGAGCCAAAAUGAAAAAGAAAUUGCAAUUGGAAGAUAAAGAAGCAGAUUUGGGAAGUUUUGCAGUAGUCAAAUCUUCGCGCAAUCCACAACAAGAUUUCAAAGAUUCAAUGCUUGAGAUGAUCAUGGAGAAAAGAAUCAGAGGGCCUGAGGAAUUGGAAGAGUUAUUGGCUUGCUAUCUGACUUUGAAUGCUGAUGAGUACCAUGAUCUCAUCAUUAAGGUUUUUCGACAAGUGUGGCGUGAGCUUGAAGAAGCCUAGUUCAAUAAGAAAUUACCACAGAAACAUUAGACCCUUUUUUUGUCUCUAGAAGAAUAGCAGCUGUUCUAAUUUCUAAAUCCCAAGGUCCUAACAAUAUGUAAAUAGUUUGCAGUAUUUUUAUGCUUUAACCUUUUAAUUGUAGCCAUGAUGUUUCCUUCAUUUAGCUAGAAAAGCAAACUAACAUGAUCUAUGUUUUAUA